AUGCGACGGAAUCAGCUUUCUCAGUCCAAAUUAUUCCAGAUCUCGCCAAAGAGGCGUCAAAGAACUGGCUCUGGUCCCGCUGGCUCCUCUCAGAGUAGCAGGAUCGGUGUCAUUGACCAGAGGCUUAUCGAAGGGUCACAACAGCCUCGCUCUCAGACUCGCAGUUCCCCGGUUUCAACAAGCGCUGCUCUGUUCUCUGACAACGAUGAGUCCGAAUUGGAUGCCUUUGAUCUCGAGCUGCUUGCAUCAGAGAACUCCAAAGCAGUAGACGCCCGUGCUACAGCGACCACGCCUAGCCAUGCGUAUGGCACUGCGAAUAAUGGGACGCAAAAUGCUCUAUCGCAGACAUCACGCUUUUUCACUCGUGAGUAUCGAAUGUUAGAUUCCUGGUGGUACCGCUUGUCGAUCAUGGCUGAUGGAAAUUAUACAGCAAGCUCCAACAUCAUCUCUCUCCACGAAAUUGCAUCCAGCCAGCCCGAAAUUCUUCGUGACCCUCCCUCGAGCCCACUGGCUUUGAUACAUCAACGGAAGGAAGCUUUUUGGACAGGUCGGCGCUCCUUAGAGUCUCGACAUGACGGACUCAGACACGACGCAAACCAGCUCCCCUCACAACAGACGUCCUCGUCUCGUCCGAACAAUGAACAAGAUACAAGUGGUAAUGUCGGCCAAGGGAGGUCUCCUUUCGCCAACAUCCCGUUGUCGGUGAGGGGUAUCGUUCUGGUCCCGGUGACUGAACUGACCGAGCAACAUCGCUCUCUUUUCCCAUUUCCCAUGUUCAACGCUAUCCAGUCCAAGUGUUUUGACACAGUGUUCAAGACCAACAACAAUCUUGUACUCUCGGCACCAACAGGAAGUGGCAAGACUGUAGUCAUGGAGCUAGCUAUCUGCAGGCUCCUUAACGUUCUGAAAGACGAGCGAUUCAAGGUUGUGUACCAGGCCCCAACCAAGUCGCUCUGCGCAGAGCGGUUCCGUGAUUGGAACUCCAAGUUCUCGGCUCUGAAUCUCAAAUGUGCCGAAUUGACUGGUGAUACGGACCAGUCGCAGCUGCGUGGCGUUCAAAACAGUCAGAUAAUCAUCACAACACCUGAGAAGUGGGACAGUAUGACGCGCAAAUGGAAAGAUCACAUGCGGUUGAUGCAACUGGUCAAGUUGUUUCUCAUCGAUGAAGUUCAUAUCUUGAAAGAGUCCCGAGGAGCUACUCUUGAAGCUGUUGUAUCGCGGAUGAAGAAUAUCGGAUCGAAUGUUCGCUUCAUUGCAUUGAGUGCAACCGUUCCCAAUUCCGAGGACAUUGCGACCUGGCUCGGCAAGGAUGCUACAACCCAGUAUGUUCCUGCUCACCGAGAGCAUUUUGGCGAAGACUUCCGCCCUGUCAAACUGCAGAAGUUUGUGUAUGGGUAUCACUCGAACGGGAACGAUUUUGCGUUCGACAAGCUUUGCGGCGGAAAGCUACCUGGAGUGAUCGAAGCACAUUCGUGCCAGAAGCCCAUCAUGGUGUUUUGCUGUACUCGAAACUCCUCGGUCGCAACAGCCAAAGAGCUUGCUCGACUAUGGACUGUGACAAACCCUCCCGCGAGACAUUGGGAAGGACCCACCAAACACAUUGUGAUUCACAAUGAAGAUCUUAGAGGAACGGUAUGCGCAGGAGUAGCAUUUCAUCAUGCUGGCCUCAGCCAUGCAGAUAGACAUGCCGUCGAAAAAGGCUUUCUGGACGGUCACAUCAAUGUUAUCUGCUGUACCUCGACACUCGCCGUGGGCGUCAACCUGCCUUGUCACCUCGUGGUUAUAAAGAACACCGUCAGCUGGCAGGAAGGUGGCUGCAAAGAGUAUUCCGACCUCGAAAUGAUGCAGAUGCUUGGUCGCGCAGGCCGACCUCAAUUUGAUAACAGUGCAACGGCCAUCAUCUUGACCAGGAAAGAGCGUGUGAGCCACUAUGAGAAACUGGUCUCAGGCUCUGAAAGUCUCGAGAGUUGUUUGCAUCUUAACCUAAUCGAUCAUCUCAACGCGGAGAUUGGCCUGGGUAAUGUGACAGAUCUCGAAUCGGCAACAAGAUGGCUCGCAGGGACAUUUCUUUUCGUACGCCUUCGUCGAAACCCGACCUACUACAAGCUGAAGGAAGGUGCGAGCCAGGAAGAUGAGGAUAAGCUUCUCCGUCAGAUCUGCGAGAGAGAUAUCAGCCUUCUUCAAGAGUGCGGACUUGUUGAAAGGGAAAGGCUCUGCUCGACCCAGUUUGGGGAUGCCAUGGCUCGGUAUUACAUUCGCUUUGAGACUAUGAGAACUCUCCUCUCAUUGGAAUCUCAUGCGACAAUCUCUCAAAUUUUGGACGUCAUUGUCCAAGGAGAAGAAUUUCGUGAGAUUCGUCUCAAGGCAGGUGAGAAGUCUCUAUAUCGAGAGAUAAACAAAGACCCUGGUAUUCGGUAUCCGAUCAAAGUUGACGUCGCCCUUCCAUCCCACAAGAUUUCGCUACUUCUCCAAGCAGAACUCGGCGCAAUCGAUUUUCCCAAUGGUGAUCAAUUUCAGAAGCACAAAUUCUCGUUCCAACAAGACAAAUCUGUGGUAUUCUCUCACGUCAAUCGACUUAUUCGAUGUGUUAUCGACUGUCACAUUGCGCGUGAGGACGCAAUUUCCGUUUUGAAUGCGCUUGAACUUGCGCGAAGUUUCGGUGCCAAGGUCUGGGAUCACUCCCCACUUCAGAUGAAGCAAAUAGAGCAAAUCGGAGUUGUCGCCGUCAGGAAGCUAGCUGCCGCUGGAAUCAUGAAUCUUGAGGAUCUUGAAUCUACGGAGCCCCAUAAGAUCGAGAUGGCCCUAAGCAAGAAUCCACCAUUCGGGACCAAGUUGCUGGCGCGUGUGAGGGAAUUUCCCAAGCUGAGGGUCGCCGUGAAGAUGAUUGGAAAGGAAACGGAAGCUGAAAAUGUCAAAGUACGGUUCAAACUUGAGGUCGCCUUCAUGAAUGACAAAAUCCCGACCUACUUCCAGCGACGACCCAUUUAUGUUUGUUGCCUGAGUGAGGCAUCCGAUGGGCGCCUCGUUGACUUCCGGCGAGUAAAUGCAAGUAAACUCCAAGAGGGUUUGGAGGCUAGUCUUGUGGCGGACUUGCAUGAUUCGGGACAGUCCAUCGUUUGCCAUGUGAUGUGCGACGAUAUUGCUGGAACGGCGAGACAAGCAAGAAUCAAGCCAGAUAUUCCACCGCAUCUUUUCCCACUGCAGCAAAGUACAUUAUCAGAUACCCGUGGGCCAAGACUUCAGAUUGUCGACAAAAUUGAUUUAAGCACUGAGAGGCAUGUCCAUCAAAUUCCCAAAUCUCAUCACCCGAAGGACACAUUUGAUGGCGACGAUCUAGAGCUCGACGACUUCCUGGUGGCAGGCCAAGCUCUGAAUAAAUCGGCGCAAAAGGAAUCAUCGACCAUCUUUCCACUUGAUGACCUUGAUUGGUUCUCAAUCGAUAGCACUCCCAGCCCACCUCGAUAUAGUGCAGAUCACUCUCAGAGCAAGAACAAUGAGCACACAGCAGAUACGGGUCACCAAGAUCCGGAUGACAACUACGUGCCCAUUCGACUCUCCAAUGGAAACUGGGCUUGCAAUCACAGAUGCAAGGAUAAAAAAAGUUGCAAGCACCUCUGCUGCCGAGAUGGGCUCGAGAAGCCUCCGAAACCCAGCAAAUGCAAGACCGCCACCAAUCUCAAAGCCAGUGGUCUCAGCCAAUUGACUUUGUCGGCAAGCAUCACUAAACCUAAGUCGUCUGAUGAAAAUAGCAAGAAAAAGAUUCCCACCCGGUCUAAGAAAGCCGCGAAAAGAAAAACAAGCCAACGAUCGGACUCAAGCCUGUCCUCUGCUCCGCAGAGAAAGAAAAGGAGAUCGACCCAGAUCCAAAUUGGCUACAAGCACAGUGGCAAGAGUGCCAUGUCUCAAACACAAGAGGAGAAGAGAAAGAGUCUUUCAAGAAGCCUUUCCCGCGAUUAUGGUGAUGAUGAUGGCUUCAAUGAUCUACCAUCACCGUCGGCUCUUUUCGACAAUGCAUACUCAAGUUUUGUUCGACCCCCUCCCCCCACAGCGGAGAGUGAACUACAAAAAGAUGACAACAGCAGUUAUAUUGACCCUUCUAUACUGUCAAUGGAUGAAGACAUCAUUCUAGACCAGUCAAAAAAGACAGACGCUGCUCUUCAAGCUGAAUCCCCGACGAUGGUAGACUCCCAACAAGAUUCGAAUUGUCUGGAGACGCCGGCACGACGUGAGAUCAUUGUGCUAUCGGACAGCUCUGUGUGUGGCUCGGCGGAAAAUAUCUUUAGUUCAACAGAAAAAGUCAAGAGUACAGCCACAACUGUUCUUCUAGCGACAUCUCCCACAAAUACAGCACGAUCGCCAAAGGGAAAGGAAAGAGUCCCGGACUUAGCCCUCGUUGAGAGCAAUCCUUCGCAGCUCAACCAGUAUCCACUCAUGAGUACGCUCCAUGAGAUACUUGCUGUGCCAUCUGCACCUUUUCUGUCAAUGGAUCAAGAAGACGAUGCGGCAUCGGACGCUGAUGAUGGUGCCGUCGGAUACGAGGAUAUCGAUCGAAUGCUGUACGAGGAGUACAAGGAUAUUAUUAACUUUCACUGA
Messenger RNA from Penicillium argentinense, 4593 nucleotides. RefSeq lists its product as uncharacterized. Bases 1 to 4593 code for a protein of 1530 amino acids. NCBI's taxonomy places the organism in Eukaryota, Fungi, Ascomycota, Eurotiomycetes, Eurotiales, Aspergillaceae. The transcript is spliced from 9 exons. The record is from RefSeq and is a predicted model, not a curated record. Gene Ontology annotation, molecular function: nucleic acid binding; ATP binding.